AACACAUGGCACCUGGUGAUGAUACAGAUUCAGAGGAUAACCUGCCUUCAGGCUGGGAAGAGCGAGCAACUGCUCAAGGUUGGGUGUACUACACAAAUCACAACACCAAAACUACUCAAUGGGAUCAUCCAUUGUCCGGUAAACGGAAGGUAAUCAAUGGCAGUUUGCCUUACGGAUGGGAAACUCAACUUGACAGUGAAGGAAAUGUUUACUUCGUUGAUCAUAUCAACGGAAGGACAACAUAUACAGAUCCUAGAUUAGCAUGUGCAACUGAAGUGGGUCCGACUUCCGGUAAAAAAGUAACCUUCAGUAGCAACAGCAGUGCUGCUGAAGUUUUAUAUGAAGUUGACUUGAAAAAUAAAUGCGCUCUUAUAACAGGAGGCACUUCUGGCAUUGGUUUCGAAACAGGUAAGGAGUUGGCAUUUCGUGGCUGCCAUGUUAUUGUUACCGGUAGAUCAGAAGCUCGCGGCAAAGAGGCUGUUGAAAAAAUGAAACAGGAGUUUAAAAGUCUACAAGUAGAGUUCAUGCCAGCAGAUUUGAGCAUUUUAGCAUCUGUCGUUUCUCUUGUCAAUCGAAUUAAAAUUAGAAACCUGCAAAUAAAUAUUCUUAUUCUUAAUGCUGCAGUUUUUGACCAGCCUUUUUCUACUACUUCUGAUGGCUUUGAGUCAACUUUUGAAAUAAAUUACCUGUCUCAGUGUUAUCUCAGCCUUCUACUUCUACCAAACCUCGCUAAGUCUUCUUUAGGCAGAAUUGUUUUUGUAUCGAGCGAAUCUCAUCGCUUUCAUAAUCUCAAUGGAAGCCCAAAGAUGCUGAAUUUUGAAGUUUAUUCUAAUCCCACAUAUAAGCAAUAUUCUGCUAAUGUAACGUACAACAGAACUAAGUUACUGAUGAUAUUGUUUUGUCGUGCUCUCCAAAGACAUUUAAUAAAGUCUCCAGUACUUUCAGUCUGUGUUCACCCAGGGAAUUUAAUAUACACUAAUUUAUACUUCUGUGGAGCAUCACGGCGUUUCGGCGCUUUAGCAUGGCUGUUGAGACCAUUCAAUAAAACUGCAAAUCAAGGAGCCGCAACUUCAUGUUACUGUGCCACCGCUCUCGAAGUUUGCUAUUAUCCUGGAGGGUAUUUCAACGGUUGCCGACCUGUAUUUGCUGCACAGGAAUGCGAGGAUGUCAAAAAUCAAGAUUUUGUUUGGAACUCCACCCUUAAACUGCUGAACGAAAAAACAGGCUACGAAUUUGUAUCACUUUCAAUGUGAAUGAAAUAUAGCUUAAUUUUAUUGCAAUUCUUUAUCAAAGUCUUAUAAUAUUU
Molecule: messenger RNA, 1306 nt
Organism: Symsagittifera roscoffensis
Lineage: Eukaryota; Metazoa; Xenacoelomorpha; Acoela; Convolutidae
Product: WW domain-containing oxidoreductase-like
Exons: 1
Coding region: 6-1253 (415 amino acids)
Molecular function (GO): protein binding
Source: RefSeq, a predicted model, not a curated record